UGAACGUCCCUAGCCGGCUGAUGCAAGAGCACAAAAGUGAUUUGAGUUCGCCACCUGCCAAAAUAUUAUAACCAAGUUUUGUAAAGAUCCAGUAAAAUUGUCGUAAAUAUGGAUGACGAUAUGAUUUUCGAUCCUUCUUUAAAGAAGAAAAAGAAAAAGAAGACUGGUUUCGACAUGGAUGCGGCUUUGGCUAGUGAACAAGGUGAAACCACAUCUGUUGAAGCGCCCGUCGAGUCGGGUGACGUCGACGUGCCCGAGGACGAAAAUCUUGAUUUAGAUAAUUUUGGUAAGAAAAAGAAGAAAAAAAAGAAGAAUUGGGUCAGCACAGACCGUGACUAUACUUAUGAUGAACUCCUUGAACGUGUAUUCGACAUUAUGCGCGAGAAAAACCCGGCUAUGGUAUCCGGUAAAAAACAGAAGUUCAUUAUGAGACCACCACAAGUUGUGAGAAUUGGAACGAAAAAAACAUCAUUUGCAAACUUUACAGAAAUUUGCAAAACCCUUCACAGGCAGCCAAAACAUUUAUUAGACUUUUUACUGGCUGAAUUGGGUACCAGUGGGUCUGUUGAUGGUAACAGUCAGCUGAUCAUUAAGGGUCGUUUCCAGCAGAAACAAAUAGAGAAUGUAUUACGUCGGUAUAUUAAAGAAUAUGUAACGUGUCACACAUGUCGCUCGCCGGAUACAAUAUUGCAAAAGGACACCAGAUUAUUCUUCCUUCAGUGUGAGACAUGUGGCUCACGUUGCUCCGUGGCCAGUAUAAAGUCUGGUUUCCAGGCCGUAACUGGCAAGAGAGCUGCAAUUCGUGCAAAAAUUGCAUAAAAUAUUUUAUCUAGAUUAUUUAAAAACAAUUCUGUGUGGUACAUUGAUGUUUUGAAAAUCUGAGUUGUGGGACCGAGCAAAAUUUUGUUUUCAAUUGUAAAUUUUGUAAUAAAUGAAGUAAUAAGUGUGCCUGUUCCUGUAUUUAUGAUACAAAUUGGAUCAACUAACAAGAAUAGUUGGUAAUUCAUUCAUUUAAUUGAGAGUUUAUUUUAGAACUUUGAAGUUGUGUUGUCCCUGAAGUAAAUGUACCCCUUCUCAAUAACUAUUAUAUAUUAUACAUAUAAAUACAUUAGUGUAACAUCUGUAUUACUCUUGAAUACACAUUGUUUUUAUA
Molecule: messenger RNA, 1153 nt
Organism: Papilio polytes (common Mormon)
Lineage: Eukaryota; Metazoa; Arthropoda; Insecta; Lepidoptera; Papilionidae
Gene: eIF2beta
Product: eukaryotic translation initiation factor 2 subunit 2
Biological process (GO): translational initiation; formation of translation preinitiation complex; formation of cytoplasmic translation initiation complex
Cellular component (GO): eukaryotic translation initiation factor 2 complex
Molecular function (GO): translation initiation factor activity; mRNA binding; translation initiation factor binding
Source: RefSeq, a predicted model, not a curated record